Coregonus clupeaformis (lake whitefish) is the source of this 6079-nucleotide messenger RNA. Its product is annotated as ubiquitin carboxyl-terminal hydrolase 42. Gene Ontology annotation, biological process: regulation of apoptotic process; protein deubiquitination. The record is from RefSeq and is a predicted model, not a curated record. Gene Ontology annotation, cellular component: nucleus; cytosol. Gene Ontology annotation, molecular function: cysteine-type endopeptidase activity; cysteine-type deubiquitinase activity. Bases 109 to 3837 code for a protein of 1242 amino acids. Lineage: Eukaryota; Metazoa; Chordata; Actinopteri; Salmoniformes; Salmonidae. The transcript has 18 exons.
UACCCGUGGGGAAAAUAGCUACGUCAUUGUUCACCGACGGACUACCGCUGGAAAUAAGAAAUGGACCUACACGAAUAAUACAUUUAUGAAAAAUUACAGCAAUGAACAAUGACCAUAGUUGACAGAGCUUCAGAGAAGUCUGACCACGAGUCAGUCGGGUGCAAGCGCUCCGGAUCGCUGACCUUCCCUGGUGGCGACGGGAACGGGAUGGACGGCGGCUGCUCCAGCUGGGGGGCGGGGGGCCCCUCGUCCUCCGACACCCCCAGGGUGAAGACAGGGGGCUGCAUGGGCCCCACCCCUGGAGCCACUGUCUACAGCAGCAGUGCUGCCAUCACCGCAGACAGGCCCAAGGAGCAAGUGGUGAUGACCAGUGGGGACGGCAUCGCCUUGCCCCAGAAGGUGCUGUUCCCCGCUGAGCGGCUCAGCCUGAAGUGGAACCAGGUCCACCGCAUCGGAUCAGGUCUCCAGAACCUGGGAAACACCUGCUUCCUCAACUCGGCUCUGCAGUGUCUCACCUACACAGCUCCCCUCAGCAACUACAUGCUGUCCCGGGAGCACUCUAAAACAUGUCACGAACCUGGAUUCUGUAUGAUGUGCACCAUGCAGAAUCACAUCACCCAGGUCUUUGCCAACUCUGGGAACGUCAUCAAGCCCAUCGGAGUCCUCAAUGAGCUCAAACGGAUUGCAAAGCAUUUCCGUUUCGGCAGCCAAGAGGACGCCCAUGAGUUCCUGCGGUACACACUGGACGCUAUGCAAAAGUCCUGCCUGCCUGGAAGCAAAUUGGACAGGCAAACGCAGGCAACCAGUUUCAUCCAUCAAGUCUUUGGAGGGUAUCUAAGGUCCAGAGUAAAAUGUUUAAACUGCAAAGCAGUCUCUGACACGUUUGACCCUUAUUUGGAUGUCGCUUUGGAAAUAAAGACUGCUCCCAGUAUCACCAAAGCUCUGGAGCAGUUUGUUAAGCCUGAGCAGCUAGAUGGAGAGAAUGCCUACAAAUGCACUAAGUGUAAGAAGAUGGUUCCAGCCUCUAAGAGAUUCACCAUUCACCGCAGCUCCAACGUGCUCACCAUCUCACUGAAGCGCUUCGCCAACUACAACGGGGGCAAGAUUGCUAAGGACGUGAGGUAUCCUGAGUGCCUGGACCUGCGUCCAUUCAUGUCUCAGUCCCACGGGGAGCCUCAGGUCUAUGUGCUCUACGCUGUCCUGGUGCACUCUGGCUUCAGCUGUCACGCUGGACACUACUAUUGCUACGUCAAGGCUAGCAACGGCCAGUGGCACCAGAUGAAUGACUCCUCUGUGUCGGUCAGUGACAUCAGAUCAGUCCUCAACCAGCAGGCUUACGUCCUCUUCUACAUCAGGUCACCUGAUCUGAAGAACGGAGGGGACUACAACCACAUGAGUCGGCCCCCCGGACAGUCUUCCCCCCGCCCCAUCCUCACACCCCGGGUCAACAUUGGGCCACGACACACCAACACUGGCUUCAUAGGGCCACAGCUGCCCCCACACAUGGCCAAGAACACCUUUCACAUCAAUGGGAACGGCUCCCUAAGGGACUACCCCUCUGGCUCUAAGCCCAGCACCAGCAGUGGCGUCAGCAGCAGCAGCAUGGGCAAGACUAGCUACGGCCUGCUCUCUUCGUCGUCUUCCUCCUCCUCCUCCUCCUCUCAUCCUCUCAGCCAUCCCACAGGCAUCCCUGACACUGCCAAGCGCCAGAAGCUCUCCUUCUUCAUCGGUCAGGGCAAACAGAGCUGCCCCUCCUCAUCAUCCUCUUCCUCCUCUUUCGCCAAGCCGUCCUCCUGCUCUUCGUCACAGUUUACCUCAGACAUGCCCGCGCCCCGGGCUCCUCACGUUAACGGCACGCCCUCCGGUAACGGCAACGGUCACGGAGCCUCGUUCCUGGUGCCGUACGGCCAGGAGUCAUCGGAGGAGUCGGACCAGGAGGGAGGCAGCGGUCUGGAGAACGGCACGGCCAAGCCUCACGUUAACGGGAGGAAGGGAGGAACCGUCUACGGCCCCGUCCCCAGAGUUCUGGCCCUCAAGACCAACGGCAUCAGUAACAGCCAGGCCACCAUGCACCAUAAUGGGUCCGAGGCCAACGGGACUAAAGGCUUCUCCAAACUCAGCCAGAUUGGACAUCAGAACGGACACCACAAAGUCAAUGGCAUCAAACACCUGGAGAAGGUCAACGGCAGCGGUCAUGUAAUGUCUCCUGGGUUGGGUCCCAGCAUUUCUAAUGGGGCGGAGUCUCACCACAGUGGCCCAAGCAAUGAGGUGUAUAGCGCCAACCCCAGCCAGGCCAGCACCUCUCAGAGCCUGCAGAGUGCAGACAGCGACAGCCACAUCUCCCCGACACCAGAGAAAAGGACUAAAACUCACUCUGACCCCCUCCCUCACCACGCACCAUCAACCGCUGCUAACCCGCCAUCCUCAUUGGCAGAUGUUGGCGCUAAGCCACCUACCGAUGCCUUGAGGGAAUCCAGCUCCACCUCCAACCCUGGGGCCUUACCCCUCCAGCCCAACCCCCGCUCCCUCAGCACCCCAGUCUCCUCCCAGCCUCUCUCUGGACCAGGCCUGGGGGCCAUAAAAGGCCUAGGAGCACCACACAGCAGAUCUGGGGAGGACGUCAGGGAGAUCGAGAACAGCCCAGCAGCAGGGGUGGAUGGACGGCUGGACGGCAAGACCAGCUCCAGAGAGGGAAGAGACCGGAUGUAUUCUUCCGAUCGGAAUAAGGAGAAAGACGGGUUGAACUCUUCUGAUCGAGAUAAGGAGAGAGACCGACUAUAUUCUUCGGACCGUGAUAGGGAUCGAGAGCGGCUUUACUCUUCUGACCGGGAUAAAGACGGAGAAAGGAAUAGGUACCACCGUGACAGGAGCCGUGAACGCAACUGGGACCGUGACUCAGACCGCUAUCGACACCGGCGGGACCACCGAGACCGAGAACACCACCGGUCGUACCGUGAUCGCUCGGCCAGCCGGGACAGACACCGGGACUGGGAGUGUGAGCGUCGCUGGGAGAGGAACGCCUACCACCCCAGAGACCGGGACAGGGACCGCUGCCACCACCACCACCACUACCACAGACCCAGAGAGAACAGGGAGAGGGAAAGGAGGGAGCACAGCCUUCCUCACAGAGAGGAGCCUCACGGACGCUCGAGGUGGAGGGAGGAGAGGGGUGAAGGUAAGAGGGGUUACUACCCUUCACAGGAGGAGACCCCACUGAGCUCCAUCACCAAGCCCAGUCAGUCCCCCCCUCGCCCAGACCUCUCCCCAGCCAGACCAGCCCUGGAGAAACGACCCGAGCCUCUGAGAGAGGACAGCUCUGAGGAGCGUCGGGACAAGAAACAUAAGAAGAGCAAGAAGAAGAAGUCCAAGGACAAAGAGAGGCAUGGAGAGAAUGGGACCUCUAGCGUGGAUUCCUCUGACAGGGCUGCUGACGGCAGCAGGUACUCCAAACACAAGAAGAAGAAAAGGACGAGGAGGCACGACACGGAGGACGAGAAGUCGGGGGGUGAGACCCGCUCUACCCAGAGUUCCGAGGGGCACCGCGACCCCAACGCCCCCUGGGUGGGUCGCAGGGCGAACAGCAGCGACAAGGAGAGGGCGAGCAGGAAGCGACGUUACCAGGACGAUGAUGGCUAUGACAACAGCUACCCCGAGAAACGCCAUCGCUCUGAUGACCACGAAAAAGACCGCUCCUCCUCUCGCAAUGGAUCGCCAACAGCAACCCCUCACAACGCAUCACACCACAACCUCAACGGGCACACAGGUAAUUGCUUCAGUCGACCCAAUGGAAACUCCCACGGAUGUUCUACCAAUGGACUGUACAAUGAAUUACCUUAGACAUUAGAUUUUCUCUGUUUUGACCGGAGAGCAACAGAACAAUACUUGGAAUACUGUAAAAAUCAACCUUUAUGGAAAAGUGAAAUGCAACAGGAAUGUCAUCCCAAAUAUUUGAACGUGGUGCUGACUUAUUGGGAAUAUACUGUAUUUUUACCACACUAAAUGUUUUAAAGAUUCUAUUAGAUUCUUUUUUAAAGAGUUCUGGGUUUUUUCUCGGUAAACACUUGUCACUCAAUGGACAUUUAUGAUAAAUAAUUAAUAUAUACACGUGUAAACAAAAAAGAAGCCUGGAGCUUAACCAUCUCAACUGCUGCUCAGUGGAAGACUCAGGACUUUGUUAAAAUGAGACUUAUUCCUCUUCAGAGAACUGAUCCACUUGGUUAAAUAAUCGAAUAAGAACUGAAGGGGGGGGAAACUGUUUUUGUUGCCUAGGUAAUGACCUGUUUUGAUAUGACUUCAGUUGGCUGCAAGUUUAUCACCAUUAUCCACAUAUCUUUAUGGCUGGAGUUGUUGGUACCAAACUGUUUUCGCUUUGAUGAAAAGAAAAUGGAGGGAAACGUUAUGGAGGAGUGAGUACCGUCUGGAAGAGAAUGAGCUGGCCCAGGCCCCAUGCGGCUGGGCGGUUGUGACUACGUGUGCACUUAACACCACCACAUCUACCCUGACAGACAUGAGGACAUUGCCAGCUCUUUGUUGCUUUCGAUUGACUUUUUUUCUCUCUUUCUAAAGGCUACAAUUCUCUCUCAACCCGUCACUGGAGAAGAUUCCCUCCCUCUGCAUCCUCCUCUUUACUCGCUUUCACUGAGAUAUCAUUUCUAUCCUUAACUCAUUGAAGGAUUUAAAAAGGAUAAUAAUAAUCAUGUUAUCGCUUAUGGCUGUGGACCUGUUAGUUUUUAUUUUGUUUUUUUGCGCCCAAAAGAGUACUGUGAAUUUAAUUUUGAACUGUACUAUCAGUUAUUUUUUUAUACAUUAAAACAGUCCUGUAUCAGGAAUACCAAUAGAGAAUUUCUUUUUUUGUUUUAGAAUUCCCACAACAUAAUUUAGACCUUGUUCUAUGGACAUAAGUCAGUAAAAUGGGUAUGAUGGUUUGCUUUUGGUCUGCUUGGAUGGCUUCGUUUUUUUCUACCUAAAAAGACCAAAAAAUGUAAAUGGUUAUGUUAAUACCUUUUCUAGUUCUACAAUAGCAUGUCAAAUGUAUACAUUGUACAAGGUAUAUAAAACGCCUUAAUACAUUUGUUAAUGUCAUUGUUAUUAUUUUUGUUUCCAUAUUUUGUUUGUUGGAGUGAAUGCUGUUGAUUGAUUGGGCAUGUACACGCAGAUGGGAAAAGUUUCCACUAUUUUAUUGGACGGAUGGAGUAAUUUCUGACUUUUGGUAAAAAAAGAAUGCAUAUGAGUGAUUGUUUAAUUGGUUGCUUAGAUAAACUGAAAAACUUUGUGGAUUCAGGGCUAACAGUGGUUAGGUAAUUUUUCAUAUUGUUUCCAGGUUACACAAUGACAGUGUGGGAGUUCAAAACAGGACCUGGGUACAUAUUUCUUUUCCACACACAAUACAGACAGUGAAGCUAUAACCUAAAGACUAGAUUGGUGGGUAGGUAUCAGACUGGUCAGUUACACAGGAGAAGCUCUGGUCAUAUUUUAUUCAAAAUCCUCAUAACAUUUCAAAGGCUGCUGUAACAUUGAGAUUUUCUUGCGCUUUUACACAACUUUUGACUUGUUAAAGUUUCAUCUGUCAGUCUCACAACGGGGCGUUGUAGAUCCAAACCUUAGGGCUCUAUUCAAUCAGUAUCGCUGAAGCGUUAGACAUUGCGCUCUAUAAAUUGAGGUCAUUUCCAAUUGAGCCGACAUAUGCAGCGUUUACCGUGAAUGCAGUCUGCUAACGCAGGAACAUUGCCAUUUAAUUUAAAUCACGCUGUAACGCUGACUUCCGAGAUACAGAUUGAAUAGAGCCACUAGUGAGGAGUUUUCAACUUGACACCUUCCAAUGCAAAACCCAGCUGGCUUGGCUGUUCCAUUUAUCUGUUUAUUUUAGAAAUGAGGAAUUGUUUUGUUGGAGUUGAGGGUUUCUUCCACUGCAGUAUGUAAUCUGUAAUGCUCAUUGCUCAACUUUGAAAUGUGAACAAACGGGUGUAGGCUAGCCAUACAUAACCUUUUACAUGCUACAGAAACAAACUAUGUACAGUGUAUAUAUAAUGUAAAGGGGAAAACACUUUUGUAAUUAGAGAAAAUAAAUAUGAAAAACAAA